GAGGGAGCGGGACGAGGGACCAUACUGCAGCCAUGGGCGGGCACCUGGCACUGCUGCUGGCCCUGCUCUCAGGCACCGUGAUGACGGGCCAGUGCCUGGAAGGAGGGAGCAUGUCCAAAGAGACCCUGGCGGAUGAGCCCAACAGCUACCUAGAGAGACUCUCCGACAUGCUGCAGAAGAGUGAGGAUCAUGCCCUUUGGCCCCUCUCUGAUGAGCGCCCGCCGGGCACCCUGCUUCACGCGCUGCUCUACGCCCUGCAGCGACCCGGCCGCAGCCCCGCCUUCCUGUUCCAGCCCCAAAGGUUUGGCCGAGACACCCGGGGGAGCUGGGGUGGUGAGGGCCGGCUCAGCCAGCGGGGCUGGGAUUCCAUGGCCUCCCAGUUCUGGAGCAUGGCCGUGCCCCAGCGCUUCGGGAAGAAGAAGUGACUCCGAGGGGCUGCUCAGCUCCAGCACCCCUGGCCCAGAUCGACGCUCCCUCCCCACUCGUGAGCAGAUUGAGCUGCGACGACCGGCGCAGCCCAGCAGCUGGGUCA
Messenger RNA from Gopherus flavomarginatus (Mexican gopher tortoise), 532 nucleotides. RefSeq names its product neuropeptide FF-amide peptide precursor (gene NPFF). The transcript is spliced from 3 exons. Gene Ontology annotation, biological process: excitatory postsynaptic potential. The coding region runs from base 33 to 425 and encodes 130 amino acids. The record is from RefSeq and is a predicted model, not a curated record. Gene Ontology annotation, molecular function: G protein-coupled receptor binding; neuropeptide hormone activity. Lineage: Eukaryota; Metazoa; Chordata; Testudines; Testudinidae. Gene Ontology annotation, cellular component: dendrite; axon terminus; perikaryon.